Molecule: messenger RNA, 1921 nt
Organism: Mesocricetus auratus (golden hamster)
Lineage: Eukaryota; Metazoa; Chordata; Mammalia; Rodentia; Cricetidae
Gene: Timm22
Product: translocase of inner mitochondrial membrane 22
Exons: 4
Coding region: 49-633 (194 amino acids)
Biological process (GO): protein insertion into mitochondrial inner membrane
Cellular component (GO): TIM22 mitochondrial import inner membrane insertion complex
Molecular function (GO): transmembrane protein transporter activity
Source: RefSeq, a predicted model, not a curated record
AUCGGCUGUGGGAAGUAGGACGCUAAAGGUUCUGGGUCCCUUACGAUCAUGGCGGCGACUUCUCGCAGUGCUGGGACUUCAGCUCCGGAGUCGGCGACUUCUGCCGAAGCUCCGCUGCAAUACAGCCUUCUUCUACAGUACCUGGUGGGCGACAAACGUCAGCCCCGGCUCCUGGAGCCUGGCAUCCUGGGCGGGAUCCCGAGUCCCUCCAAGAGCGAGGAGCAGAAGAUGAUCGAGAGGGCGAUGGAAAGUUGCGCCUUCAAGGCUGUGCUAGCCUGCGUGGGAGGAUUUGUCUUGGGAGGUGCCUUUGGUAUCUUUACUGCAGGCAUUGAUACCAAUGUAGGCUUUGACCCUAAGGACCCUUACCGGACACCAACUGCAAAAGAAGUUCUGAAAGACAUGGGACAAAGAGGAAUGUCCUACGCCAAAAAUUUUGCCAUUGUGGGCGCAAUGUUUUCGUGUACUGAGUGUUUGGUAGAAUCUUACCGGGGAAAGUCAGACUGGAAGAACAGUGUCAUCAGCGGCUGCAUUACUGGAGGAGCCAUUGGUUUCAGAGCUGGUGUAAAGGCUGGGGCCAUAGGUUGUGGAGGGUUUGCUGCUUUCUCUGCUGCAAUCGAUUAUUACCUACGGUGAAAGAAAUGGCCUGAAAGGAAGGAGGAUGCCUGCCACCUUCAGAGCUGUUCUUUGGAGCACUUUCUACACACUUGGCAUUGCUUCAGGGGCGAAGCCAAUUGUCUCCCUCUUGGUGGUAUGAGGGAACUACCUCAUCGUUCUCUGCCUCCAGCCACUGGAGCAGCCAUACUUUUCUGCUUCUGAAUUCCAACCAGGUUUUUCAGGGUAGAUUGUAUGCCUCCUUGCAGUAAAAAGACCAGGAGGCAGUGUGUUGACUGUUAAGAAUUGAGCUCAACCCAGGCUCAGUCCUGACCUCAAUUCGCUCUCCAGCUGUGACCAGGGAGGUGGCAGUAUGUUUGCCCAUAGCCAGGAAGUUCUUCUGCCUUGAAACUCUGUGCAAGCAUUCAUCUUGAGUACCAGGGCAGGGCAAAGUAAACUUAGGCCAUCCAGGAAAGCAUGUCAUUUCAGUUCGUAUCUUUGCUAUCCUUGUUAAAAUAUGUCUACAGGGGGCUGGUGAGAUGGCUUAAUGGUCCCAGGUUUUGUUCCCAGCACCACAUUGUGGUUCACAACAGUCUAGUUCCAAGGAUCCAAGGUCCUUUUCUGACCCCCGAGGGCACCAGACACCUCUACAUAGAUAUACACUCAAGCAAAAUAUCCAGUUUUGUUUUUCUUUUUUAAAGAAUAUAUGUACUGUUACAGUUAUUUUUCAGAUUUCACAUCUCCCAUACAUGAGGCCAGGUAGCCCAAAGAGUGACAGCUCAAUGGAAAGCUUCUAAAGAAUUCUGGGAAUUCUAGUCUCAGGGUUUGUGGAAACUGUACCUUUGUCACCAUUCUGUCAGCCAUGGGCGGGCUGAUGGUCAUGCACGCAGCUUGUGAGCCAGUGGUCUCAGGCCCCAGCCCUGUUUAAAGAUACAUGAGUAUCUUGCUCUGGUUAUCCUGCCAGCCCAGAUCAAAUGUGGAAGGCCUGCUCACCACCACCCUUGUUCUCCAUUAAGUUUUUCUUUGGCUUUAGUUUUUUAUUUCAACACUUGGGUCCAGUUAUACCAUGGCAGAAAACCAGCCUUUUAUGUUUGGGCUGUGCCACUGAACUGCUUCACUGCAGUGUGUGGUGAAGAAGGAAUAAUGGACUCAGUCCUACCCUACUGUCAGCUGUGCAGGAGGCUCGGCAAAGGCCUGUAACUGGCUGCCUUCAGCCAGCAUCCAGUCCUUUUUCCCUGCUGUAUACUAACCCUUCUGUGAGUCCAACUUCACCAUGAGUCAUUUGAGUGUGUAUAUGUAUGUGAGUGAUGAUAUAAAAUCCAGAGUAGCA